ACAUGUCUCCUUGUGUAAGAUGGCCUUUGUCGAUGAAAGAAUUGUAGGGUUAUGUUGACUACGGAAUUAAAAUAGUAAAAAAUUUUAAAUCAAUUUGUUAAUGACAUUUAAGUUUCAUGUUACAGUUUACCUAUUCAAAUAAAAAGAAUGUUCGAGAACCGAUAUAUACACUUCCACGCAUGAAUUUAGCACACACGCCAAUGCGCGCUGCCAUUCUAAAAAUUUCUGUAUAGCCACGUAGUUAAAAUUAAUAUACGAGUUAAUUUUAAUACAAAUUACACGGAUCGUGUGUACGAAAAUAAAACUGAAUUAUAAUGUAUAUUCCUUUUAAAUUACUUCAAAGUGUUUGUUAAGAUAAGAAUUAAUUUGCAUAAAGUGGCCAGUAACACAGAUAUGCACUCCGAUUACAUUGCGAGGUUUCACAAUUUUCUUUGUGCUACCUGCUUUGAAGCAUUACAGUCGUGCUUGCACUGUGAAUAUACAGUAAUUUAGUUACCUAUAACAAUGAAUAUAAUAACAUGCAUUGCUCCUGUCAAUAUUGCGGUAAUCAAGUACUGGGGAAAACGGGAUGAGAAGUUGAUACUACCUUUAAAUGAUUCUGUCAGCGCUACACUGAGCAUCAAAGAAAUGCAUGCCAAGACAACCGUGAUGGCCAGUCCAAAUUUUAAAGAAGACAAAAUAUGGUUGAAUGGAAAAGAAGAAACAUUUCAGAAUCAAAGGCUGCAGAGCUGUUUACAAGAGAUUCGAAGAAGAGCCAAGCAGAAGGCAGAUAACAAAGGCGAUAGCAUCAGUAACUGGAGCAUCCAUGUAUGCUCUGAAAAUAAUUUUCCAACAGCAGCUGGACUUGCCUCUUCUGCUGCUGGCUAUGCUUGUCUUGUGUUUGCCUUGGCUCAGCUGUACGACGUGAGCGGAGACAUCUCCGGAAUUGCUCGACAAGGGUCAGGCAGUGCUUGCCGCAGUUUGUAUGGAGGAUUUGUUCGGUGGCACCAAGGUUCUGCCUUGGAUGGUUCUGAUUCCAUAGCUACACAAGUUGCUCCAGAAUCUCACUGGCCUGAAAUGAGAAUUUUGGUUCUAGUGGUGAGCGAUAAGCGCAAGAAAGUGAGCAGCUCUGCUGGCAUGCAGAACAGCGUGAACACAAGUGAACUGCUGAAGUAUCGUGUGUCUCACUGCGUUCCUCAGCGAACCGAAGCUAUUGUAAAGGCAAUUAUUAACAAGGAUUUCGAUACUUUUGCUGACAUAACAAUGAAAGACAGCAAUCAGUUCCAUGCUGUAUGUUUGGAUACUUUCCCUCCAAAUGUUUACAUGAAUGAUACAUCCCAUGCCAUUGUCAAUCUUAUCCACAGCUAUAACACUGCCAGUGAGAAGAAUAAGGUCACAUACACAUUUGAUGCCGGCCCAAAUGCUUGUCUCUAUCUCCUGCAAUCUGAAGUUCCAAAGCUGCUAGCUGUUCUUAAUCAUAUCUUUCCAGCAGGGAAUGAAAGUGUGGAAUAUUUGCAGGGCAUUCCUGUGGAGAAACAGGCUGUUUCACAGGAGUUCAUUGCAGCCAUUGGUAUGCAGCCACAGGAACCAGGACUUUUGAAGUAUAUGAUUCACACCGAAGUAGGUGUUGGACCACAGGUGUUGAAUGAACCACGCCAUCAUCUUCUUACAGAUGCUGGAUUCCCAAAAGCGUCGGUGUGAACAAUUCACAACUACAUACAUUUCUCAUGCAUUUAUCUGUGUUGUUCUCAGGAAGAGGUACUAUUAUAGUCUUGUGAUUACUGAUCACAUGUUAGAGCAGUGUAACUUGUCUGCAUCAUUUGAGUCUAUGUACUCUUCUCGUCAAUCAGGAUUCUGACCAAUCAACAGAAGUAUUCAGCGUUUCUGUUUGCUAGUACUUCGAACCUAUUCUGACUGGUAAAAUUGCGAUGGAUUUUCUGAGAAACAGCCCUGUCCGUGCUUCACUGUAUGGAAAAUAUAAUGCUGAAUAUUUUGCAUUAUGGCCCCCUUUGUAAUAAGUACCAUUUCUUCUCUACUAUUUGCUUUUUGCUACCACCUCUUCACCUUUAGCUCUCAUAUAUCAUUCUCUGCAUCUCCCAGCCAUGUCAGUAUGGUUCUUUUCACCUUCCUUCCAUUUUCUAGCUCACUUUCAAGAAUUUUCUUAUUCACCUUUGUUCAUCCUUUGCAACCUCUCCAACCUCCUCCCGUUAUUAUCUGCUGCCAGAUCAGGGAUUUUAUACAAUUCCCCGAGUUCUUACUUACUUCUGGUUCUCCCUAGCUCUUGCUCAGUUACUAGUCCAUACAAAGUAAUCUACAGAUAUAAUUAUCCCUAGGGCAACUAAAUAUGCUUAUUUGCAAUGUAAAAUUAAUAGUUUUAUGUAAUAUUAAAACUGAGAAAUUGUAACAAUUUCGUUUCACUAUGAGUUGGUCAUACCCCCAGGCUCUUUGCUGAUCUGGAACACGUCCCUAAUUGCAAACUGCGGGGGUCUGUCUAGUUCUAAAAAUCAACGUACACCCCUCAAAUUAAUGUAUGGUAGUUAUAAAAUUUCAAAGCUGUUCUUCAGUUCUGAAUUUAAAACUGUGAAGCGAUUGUCAACCAACAAGAACAGCUGUAUAUCAUAUCUGUUUCUUCAAGCCUGAACCAUUUUGCCAGACUACAAUUUUAUUUUUAAAACUACACCCCUGAAUACAAUUAUAUUAUUAAUAUUUAUGUACCUUGUAAGUGCUGGGUUUAUGUGCUGCAUUUAUUUUAAUGUAUUAAUUUGAUAAGGAAUUCUUCCAAACAAUAAAUACAUCUAUAUUUUUA
This is a messenger RNA of Cryptotermes secundus, 2785 nucleotides long. RefSeq names its product diphosphomevalonate decarboxylase (gene Mvd). The transcript is spliced from 10 exons. Gene Ontology annotation, biological process: isoprenoid biosynthetic process; isopentenyl diphosphate biosynthetic process, mevalonate pathway. Gene Ontology annotation, molecular function: diphosphomevalonate decarboxylase activity; ATP binding. Lineage: Eukaryota; Metazoa; Arthropoda; Insecta; Blattodea; Kalotermitidae. Gene Ontology annotation, cellular component: cytosol. Bases 505 to 1680 code for a protein of 391 amino acids. The record is from RefSeq and is a predicted model, not a curated record.